AUCACGCUCCGGGGGGGGGGCGUGGGGGGGCGUGUGUUUGUGGGUUUGUUAGUGUGUGUGGAUUGCAGGACUUUUCCGGAGGUUCGGGAACGGGACCAGGACUCAGCCCCCCUUUUUCCCAAAGGGGCCUCUCUGCAGAACCCCUUCUCCGUCGAUCUGGGCUUUGGUGUCCUGUAACCUUGGUGGGCCUCUGCCCCGCUCAACGGGCUGCUGGCACCGACAGCCUGGACCGGGCCGAAGCGGAGUAAGACGGCCAGCCCAUCCUCGGUCGCGGGUGUGUGUGGGGGGGGAGUAUCACGCAGCCGGGCGAGCGGAGGGCUGAUUAGGGGGGGAGGAGGGAGCCCCACCCAGCCUUUGAGGCGGGGCAGCGGGGCGAGAGGGGAAAGGAGGGGAGGGGGCGUGCCAGGGAGGGGGCGCGGCCCGGAGGCCCCUCCCGCGAGGAGGCCUGGAGGGCUCGCUCUCCGGCUGCAGCCCCCCCCUCCACGCCUGCUGGGGGCGGCGCCGCAGAGGGGGCGGGGUGGGCGCUGCCCGGCCUGGCCGCUCCCCUCUUCCUCCUCCUCCUCCUCCUCCUCUUCCUCCUCCUUCUCCGCCGCCGCUCGGGGCUCCCCCCGCGCCCGUCCCUCUCUGCCUGGUCCGCCCGGAAGUCUGGGGCUGUGCCUGCCUUCUCCCUCCCCCUCCCCGCCAACAUGGCCGCGAAGUCGGAUGGCCGGGCGGCCGCCGCGCCCCGCUGCUCCUCGCCCGCGCCGCUCCUGCGCCGGGAGGGCUCCGAGGCCGGCAGCCUGCCGCGGGGGGCGCGACGGGGCCCGGGCAGCCCCGCCGCCGCCUCUUUCUGCUCCUCCGCCCCGCCGGCCUUCCAUCCUCCUCCUCUUCCUCCUCCUCCUCCUCCUCUUCCACCCAGCGCGCUGCCCGUCCCGGUGCCCGGGCCGAGGGGCCGCGCCUACAGCCUGCGGGACUGCUGCUGGGUGCUGGGCGCGCUGCUGGUCUUCUUCUCGGACGGCGCCAGCGACCUGUGGCUGGCCGCCGACUACUACAUGCAGGGCUGCUACUGGUGGUUCGGGCUGACGCUGCUCUUCGUCCUGCUCCCCUCGCUGGUGGUGCAGCUGCUCAGCUUCAGGUGGUUCGUAUACGACUUCGCCGCCGCGCCCGCCGCCGCCUUCAGCACCAGGGACAGCGGCGCCGCCUUCAGCACCAGGGACAGCGGCGGCGCCUUCAGCACCAAGGACAGCGGCGGCGGCGCCGCGCCCCGCCUGGGCUGUUGCCGCCUUUGCGUCUGGAUCCUGCAGGCCCUCAUUCACCUGCUCCAGCUCGGCCAGGUCUGGAGGUACCUGAGGACCCUCUACCUGGGUCUCCAGAGCCGGUGGCAGUCCGAGCAUCGCGAGCGCCAUUUCUACUGGAGGAUGAUGUUCGAGUGCGCCGACGUCAGCAUGUUGCGCCUUCUGGAGACCUUCCUCAAGAGCGGCCCCCAGCUGGUGCUGCAGCUGAGCAUCAUGCUGCAACAGAACCGGAUUGACCCGCUGCAGGGUCUCUCAGCCUCUGCCUCGCUGGUGUCUCUCGCCUGGACUCUGGCCUCCUACCAAAAGGUGCUCCGGGAUUCCCGGGAAGACAAGAUGCCCAUGUCCUACAAAGGUGCCAUGGUCCAGAUCCUGUGGCACCUCUUCACCAUUGCCGCCCGAGCCAUCGCCUUCGCCGUUUUCGCCUCUGUCUUUCAGCUCUACUUCAGCAUCUUCAUCGUCACCCACUGGUGCAUCAUGACCUUCUGGAUCAUCCAAGGCGAGACGGAUUUCUGCAUGUCCAAGUGGGAGGAGAUCAUCUACAACAUGGUGGUGGGCAUCAUCUACAUCUUCUGCUGGUUCAACGUCAAGGAAGGCCGCAGCCGUUGCCGCAUGUCCAUCUACUACAUCAUCACCCUGUUGGAGAACGCCGCGCUGACGGGCCUCUGGUAUUGGUUCCGCGAACAGAACGUGGUCUCUGAGUUCUACGCCUUGAUCGUCGUGUGCGUGGUAGCCUCCAGCUUUGCUUUGGGAGUUUUCUUCAUGUUCAUCUACUAUUGCCUCUUGCACCCCAGUGGGACCAUUUUCGGGGCCCAGAACACUGGCUGUCUCUGUGGGGAAGAGCCCACCACCGUACCCCGGGCUACGGGGCCUCCGCCAGACGUGAUCACCAGUCCUCCACGCUCCUUGCCGAGGACUACAGAGCGAGAGGGGAUGCCAGGGGACAGAGAUAGCUGCGGGCCGGUCUUUCAAGUCAGGCCCAGCAUGCCUUCCACCCCUAUAGCCCGGGCCCCACGGACAGAGGGGCCUGUUAUCCGCAUUGAUUUGCCACGCAAGAAGUACCCCGCCUGGGACGCCCAUUUCAUAGACAGGCGUCUACGUAAGACCAUCCUAGCUCUUGAGUACACCUCUCCGGCCACACCACGCCUACAGUAUCGCAGUAUGGGGGCAUCGCAGGAGCUGUUGGAAUAUGAGACCACUGUGUGAGCUGGCCAGGAGGGACCCUUCCAGGGCACUUGGGCUGAAAUGGGGUCCAAGCAGCCCGAGUGAGCAGGCCUUGGGGCCGUCCCGGUCCUUUUUGGGUGGGAUGGCGGGAGUGGCAGUCCAGCAAGCAUCAGGAUGUCCCAUUCCCACAUCGCAAUAUUCGGUUUAAGUCCUCCUUCACCCGAUACAGACUGCUGGUGGUUCUCCCCUGCAAAGGUGGUUAACUGGUGCUAUUUGCUUUUCUCUCAGCUCACCGUUUGAGCUAUGCAUUGGGUGGGUUGCGACACACACCCCUCCACACCCUCCUUGUGGGCCGGCCCCUUGUUUCUCCUCCUCCCAAGUUCCAGGAGGGACCCUAAUUCCCAGCCAAGCCGCUCUCAAAAUACCUCACUGUGACUUGAGCCAAGGCCACUAAGGGCUUCUGUUAUCUCCGGUGCCCAGGAAGCGGUGGGCUGGGAGCGGGUGGGCGACACGAGCACAGGGGGGCCAUCUCCGUGAUGAGUGGUGUGUCAGGGGUGAUGAGAACCGCAGACGCCCAAGGGAGUCCUAGAAGGGGGUGGGAAGACGGUUGUAAAG
This is a messenger RNA of Crotalus tigris (Tiger rattlesnake), 3050 nucleotides long. RefSeq names its product XK related 7 (gene XKR7). Bases 687 to 2477 code for a protein of 596 amino acids. The transcript has 3 exons. Gene Ontology annotation, cellular component: plasma membrane. Lineage: Eukaryota; Metazoa; Chordata; Lepidosauria; Squamata; Viperidae. Gene Ontology annotation, biological process: apoptotic process involved in development; phosphatidylserine exposure on apoptotic cell surface; engulfment of apoptotic cell. The record is from RefSeq and is a predicted model, not a curated record.